AUGAGUUUGGGGAGAAAAAAAUCACCCUUUCGACAACUUUUUCUUUCAGCAAUGUUAAAGUACCAAUUGAUUGGUAAGAAAGGCAGGUUCUUUUCCAAGAAGAAAGUACAUGAGUACCCGCUUGUGCAUCUUCAUUCCUUGCCGUUGGAGAUACUACUUGAGAUUUUUUGUUUAGUUGAUGAUUACCAGACAUUGAGAAGUGUGGCAUUGUGUUGUAAAAAGUUUAACCAUAUUGUCAACAAGCACCUAUUGUAUAAUCUGAUUGUUUUCAAAAACCCAAAAAAGUUCUACCAGUUUGCCACUAUACAUCUACUAGCAGAUAUCAGCAACAAAAUCAAUUUCCUCAACACCAUUGAGUUUAUCAACCCACAAAUUAAGGACUCAGAAAACACAAAACUAAAUAUAGCCGGGAGCUAUGCAGUGGAGUCGAAAGUGAGAGCCAUGGACCAGCUCAACUAUACUGAGUUUAUCUUGUCGUUGUCGAACUUGUUUACCCAUGCAUUUGGGUUGCAGUGUGUUAUUUUUAGCGAGAUUUCCCCGUCGUUUGGGUUCCCCAUGGAGUCCAAGUCUGGCAGCAGUAAUAUUUUUAAACGCAAGGCCCCGAAGACAAAGAAUAGACGUUUGGGGAAGUUGGUGAUGAAGACACAAUCAGGGUGGUCUAUACCAUUGAGGAAUACCCAUUUGUCACUUAUUGCAGAGUAUUUUGAUGUGAUUGACGAAUUGUGUUUGGUAAACUUUAUUAUUGAUAAUCCAAUCACGAUCAAGGAUCUACGAAUAAAUAAAAUACACUUUGAAUCGUGUAUCUAUCCGUUUAAGAAGGGACCAAAAAGAGAGAAUCUGAUAUUCACCAAUGUGUCGGAGCUAGAACUAUCCAAAAUUGCCAACAGCACCGAAUUGUCGUUGAUCGAUCUAAUCAAAGUGAAGAACGAGGCAUUGCAUUACUUGACGUUGGAUAUUGGGUCAAACAUUUUCUAUACCAACCAGGAGUUUAAGUUUGGCAAGUAUAAUCCGUUUUUCCAGUUGUUGUGUUCUGGGGUAGGAGGGUACUCGAGGUUGGAUACUUUGAAGUUGACAAAUUUUGAAUUGUUUGACUAUUUGAGACACGAUGAUGUGCACAAGGAUGUUGACUCGUGGAUAGAGCCGCCAACUGAUAAUUUUGAAACGUUUAUGGAGUACACGUCGCAGAUCCCGCACUUGAUUAUUGUGCUACGAAAGUUUCCGCCACGAGUCAAGACAUGUCUCAAAUGUGGGUUCAAGGAGCAGCAGCUGGAUAAAAAUAUAGAGUCGUUGACGUAUGAUGAUUGGAAAAUAUUUCUUAAACCGUUAGAGUUGAACCCGGGGAAUACAUUACAGAUUUUUCGACACGAUUAUAGAUUACUAUACACAAAGUCAAAGUAUUAA
Messenger RNA from Candida albicans SC5314, 1401 nucleotides. RefSeq lists its product as uncharacterized. The record is from RefSeq and is a predicted model, not a curated record. Lineage: Eukaryota; Fungi; Ascomycota; Pichiomycetes; Serinales; Debaryomycetaceae. Bases 1 to 1401 code for a protein of 466 amino acids. The transcript has a single exon. Gene Ontology annotation, molecular function: protein binding.